Mesocestoides corti is the source of this 1380-nucleotide messenger RNA. NCBI's taxonomy places the organism in Eukaryota, Metazoa, Platyhelminthes, Cestoda, Cyclophyllidea, Mesocestoididae. The record is from the annotation of a GenBank genome assembly.
CCAGCACCGAAGUUAAGUGCUGCUAUGUCGGAUUAUUUCUACGGCAGAAGGCCCACUAGCCUUGCUAGCACAUUCAACGAGCGAGCUGGUCCGAGGACAUCCGACGAUCGGAGGUUUCAUCACCCUGUUAAACCGGCACAGCGCACCCCUCACUAUGCUCAAGUUUCGGAACUGUACCCGAUGCAAGCCCGUUCCGACAGUCCCAGUGAUUUUCGCUACCGCCCUACUGCCGAUAUAACGAUGCCUGAGUCGAGCUUGCUUGGUUCCAGUCACGGACGCGUUGGAGGUGGCGGUGGCGGUGUUGCCAUUCCAGUUGUCCAUCUCAGCUCGCCAUCUAGCUUCUAUCCUAGCCGCGGCUCCGUCUCCAGAGCCGCCGCCGCCACUGGACCCGUGACCAGUGGAACCACCCGAAGUGGAAGCGGUAGUCUCCUUCGCAAAACCACACAGGUCUCUAGUCCCACGUUUCCUUCCGAUCCCGAAGCUGAAGUUGACGCUCUCACCAACGUCCUCAUUCAGAGAAUGGAGACUCCUCGAUCCGGUGGUAUCAUGUCGCCACACGAGGCGAGUUCUGAUGGAACUGCCUCGCCAGCGGGAAGCAUUCAACGUGGCGGCGGCGGCGGCUCCGUGUCGUCACGAAUCGGUCGCCUACAGCAACAGCAGACUCAACAACGCGUUGGAUCUCCCAGCACAAUGAAUUUGAGCUCAGCCAGCAACAACACCAACAACGGCAGCCCACUCACCAUCGGCAGUCCUCGGACCUCGUCGCCGACCAAUUCCUCCGGUUCCAGUGGUGUGGGGGACUCGUUCCUGCAAAACAACUGUUUCCGUUGUCAAAAACCUCUAGUGCCACCGGAGGGCACAACCCUAGGCCCUGGCAUCAAUCCCCCACCGAUCGUCACCUUGACUGGGGCUCUCGCCGUUCGCUUGCACGAGGCCUGUUUCACUUGCUACCUGUGUCGAACGAAGUUGAACCCCGAGGGCUACUACCACAGCGUUCGCCGACUGCUCUGUCCAACAUGCGUGCGAGAUGGCGCCGUGGAGUCCUGUGCUAAAUGCCGACGUCCAAUAGGUGAGCGAGUCGUGAGGGCCCUUGGAGCGCCCUAUCACCCGAGCUGCUUCGUGUGCUCCAUGUGUCAGACCCACCUGGACUCCAAGCCCUUUACACUGGACGUGCACGACCGCCCGCUGUGCCUGGAGGACUUCCACAGACGCUACGCUCCGCGCUGCGCCGUUUGCAGUCGACCAAUCACUCCGGAGGCGGGCUCGCAGGAGGCACAGCGUGUUGUGGCAGGCGACGGCGACUACCAUCUCCGCUGUUACGGCGUCAGAGCCCCAGAUUCUGCCAGCACCACUCCCACACCUUCCAUGGCCGCCGCCUGA